This is a messenger RNA of Frankliniella occidentalis (western flower thrips), 3948 nucleotides long. Its product is annotated as protein DENND6A. The transcript is spliced from 8 exons. Bases 91 to 1899 code for a protein of 602 amino acids. Gene Ontology annotation, cellular component: recycling endosome. The record is from RefSeq and is a predicted model, not a curated record. NCBI's taxonomy places the organism in Eukaryota, Metazoa, Arthropoda, Insecta, Thysanoptera, Thripidae. Gene Ontology annotation, molecular function: guanyl-nucleotide exchange factor activity.
UUCAUGAAUCAAACUACAGAGCGCAGCACUGCCAGUGAAAACAAUAACAAGACUGAGUGCAGACGCUGCUAAUGGAGCAAUGUACGAAAUAUGGCAUCAUCAAAGAGUGUACCGUCAAAAUCUAGUGAUCUAAGCUGCAAUUUUCCCCGCGACGAUAGUCACGCGGCUACUUUGCUGCCAUGGGACCGCUUUUCAAGCUGGAUUCACUGCAUCUGCAUCGUUACUUUCGACCUGGAACUCGGACAGGCAAUGGAGGUUGUAUACCCUGGCCAUGUUAAGCUAUCAGAGCAAGAGAAGACAAACAUUUGCUAUCUAGCUUUCCCUGAUUCAAAUUCAGGAUGUAUGGGCGACACUCAAUUCCAUAUGAGAAUACGUCAAGCUCCUGGCAGACAUCCACUAAGACAAGAGCAUCGGGCCUACAAUCAGAAGUGCCCUGCUUAUCUCCAAAUACAGCCAGGGUAUUUUUAUGGAUAUGUCUACUUUAGACAAGUCAAAGACAAGACCAUUCCUCGAGGAUAUUUCCAGAAGAGUGUUGUCAUCAUCUCUAGAUUGCCCUUUGUGAGCUUGUUCACCAAAGUGAGCCUAUUGAUAUCACCAGAGUAUUUCAACCAUGGUGAAGCAAGUAUCGAGGUGGCGUGUAGUGAGAUAGACCGUUGGCCAAGUCCUAUUCCUGGUGAAACUGUUAGCUUGCCACUCCUUGGUAUGAUCAUUCAGACUCAUAUACCUAGCAACAACAGUAAAACAAAUGGUCAUUCACCUACUGCCCUCACACCUACCACAGAAGAUGUUGGUAUAAACUCGUCGUCACCACUGCCCGGUCCCUUCCCUGUAGAGGGGCCAGCAUCCUCCAUGUCUGUCACUGUACUACCAACACCUCAUGAAGUCAAUUUAUUCAACUGCUUUUCUGGGGUUGUGUCACACAUUCAUUUGUUGUGGGAGCUAGUACUAACUGCAGAGCCCCUUGUAGUCAUGGCUUCAUUACCUACCACAUGCUCUGACAUGGUACAGGCUCUUGUGAGCAUAAUUACUCCACUGAUGUAUUGUGCUGAUUUUCGUCCAUAUUUUACUAUUCAUGAUAGUGAAUUUAAAGAGUAUACGACUCGUGCUCAUGCACCACCGCCUGUCAUAUUAGGGGUCACAAAUCCUUUCUUUGCCAAAACUUUGCAUCACUGGCCACAUAUAAUUAGGAUAUGUGAUUCACCCAAAAUGAACAGCAUUGCUGCUCACAAGCAGAAAUUGAAGAAAGGCACAAAUAUUAAGAUGUUGGAUUCAAAGCCUGGGGUGUAUACCCAGUAUCAGCCAUUUUUACAAAAAGACAAGGCUAUUCUUAAAAAGCUUAUGAAAGGCAUGGAAAAUAAAAGGCCAGAUGAAGUGCAGAGUGCCUUAUUACGAAGGCACCUCCUUGAGUUGACUCAAAGCUUCAUGAUUCCACUUGAAAGGUACAUGGCAAGCCUAAUGCCACUGCAUAAAAAUAUUUCACCCUACAAGGCUCCACCAUCGAUACGGCCCUUUAACCCUGAUGAUUUCUUUGCUACACUAAGCACAGCUGGUCCCCAACUAACCAGUGGUAUCAAAGGUGAUUGGGCAGGACUCUACAAACGUUUCUUUAGGUCACCGAAUUUCAGUGGCUGGUUUAAUGCUCGAUAUCGUGAGGUGACCCAGAAGCUGCAGUCAUUACAACUGGAGGCACUCUCAGAUGCAGAUCUGAAAAUGUGGGUUAGGGGAAAGCAAGAGGUGGAGGUGGUAGACAUGGUGCUCCGAAUCCGUCAAAGAUUACAAGCACCUCCAGACUCUGAGCCUAUUCUGGCUGACACAACACGAGAGAGGUUAGAAAUGAGGCUCUCCGACCUUGUCACUUCCCUUCCUGAGGACCUGCGCUCUGUUCUGAAGGCCAGCUGACAAAAGGCCUUAAUAGAUUCAGGUGACCCUGAAUUGAAGACUGAAGACUUUUAUUCAGAUGUAGGAGAAGAUGAUAUACCUCUUCCCUUUGUUGCAAGUUCUAUAAAUGCAAGUCCAGCCACUAGUCCGGUUGGAGGAUGUGCAUGUUUACCUCGCAGAAAGAAAUUUAAAUAGCAUUACUUUCAGUGAUAGCAAAGGUUUCUGACUUGCUGGUAAAGUCAGCAUAAGAAGACCUCUGGUUACAGAGACAUAAAAGACACAGAAGCACAUUGUUUCUGAUAUUGGUGUAUUGUGUUGUGCAGAAGUUCUUAAAUGUCAUGGGCUGGUCCCCAAAAUAAUAAUUAUUUUCAUAAAAUUUUCUUUGAGUGUUUUAAAGAUUUGCUGAUAUUCUAUGCAUUUUGGGUAUAUUACUGCUUAUCAGUUCCUAUGUAAGAUGGUUUAUCAUAACCCUCAAAAGUUAAAGAUGGCGGGAGAGAAAAUGAAUACGCUUCAAAUGUAGAUAGGUAUGAAUUACAUUUAAAAUUUCUUUCUCUCUUGAAUGUCAUUGUGUGCUGGUACAUGUUAUACAUGUUGAAUAUGGAAGUACUGUCUAUUAAUUUAUCUUACUUCCUUUUAGUAUUGAUUACAUGGUAUUUAGUCCUAUAGAGAGAAACUUAACAGCUCUAGCAGUUUUUCAGCACAUGGUUUAAAGGUGGUUUUUUUUGUAAUUAUUUUUCUUCAAUUCAAUCAAUUAUUUGAAGAUGUCUCAGAAGAUUUGGUCACACUGGCUGUGAAAAAUUGUUUGCAGAAAACAAAAGAAAAGUACAAAUCAUACUUCUACUGUACAUUAAAAUUUUUGAAUGUUAGUUUUCUUCUUCUUUAGAUAAAACAAAACUUUCUCUUUUACUUGACUUUUAUUUGUACGAGCUGAAUUGCAGGUAGAAAAUGUGCCAAGAAAACUAUUCUAAAUAUUUGUUGAAAAUCAAAACAGUUAAAUUGUUGCUGAAUUACAAAAAAUCAACAAGUUAUGAUUUUAGUUACAUUCCUAUCUCUUUAUUUGUAGUUUCUCACCUUGUUUCUUCCGUAACAUUGCGUGGGUGUUCCUAAUGUUAAUCAUAUUCAAGGUGUGGAACUGAUAGAAAAUGUAUUACCUAGUUUAAAAUCUGGUGUCUCAGAUUAUCAAUGCUCUCUUUGCUGCAAUGGUUGGUUGUUUCCUCACCAUCAUGUAGCUGUCUGGCUCAAUAUUUUGAAGUAUGUAGUUCAUUGAAUGUUAUGUCCAUAAAAUCUUUGUGGCAUUAAAAUGCUGCUCUGUGGCAGAAAUUUAGUAGAAAAUGUUGGUAAGGGAAAAAAUGCUAUGUGUUGUAUAUUCUUGUAUUGUCAUGGUUUGUUGACAGUGAAAGAUACAUGUAUUUGUACAGAUAACCAAACUGGAUUGGCAAUAGGGCCUACACCUUGAUUCUAAUGGAGGGUUAGUAACAGUAUAAAUGAUACAGUAAGUAGUGCUGCAUCAUCUUUUCUUUUCUCCUGUUACAAUGAUAUUGAAGUCACACCUUUUGCCGUGGUAUAAAAUACAUAUGUACGUAGUUCUUGUGUAUUUAUCCACUCUUUUUAAUCGUAAUUGGUCUUAAUCUAAAUUUAAUUUGAAUUUGUAUCAUAAGGGGCUUCAUAUUCAUGGAUGUAUUGAUUACAAAACGAACUGAUCUGUAGUCUUCUUGCUUGUGAUUUGCCUCAAAAACAAAAGUAUCUGGCCAAGUGUCAUAUUUGUAUGCAAGGCAAUUAGGGUCGUUUUAGAUCCUGGCAACUCAUUAGAAGUACCUUCAUUUUGUUAUCUUGGCAAAUGGUAAAUAUCACAUGUCUCAUGAUUGUGUUAGUACUAGAGCCGCAUGCCACUUGUUUCUAUGGCCUUUUUCGGGUGAACCUCAAGUUUCUUUUUCUCACAAACUACUUCUUAUGUCUUUCGACAUAUUUUAUUUUUGUAUGACUUAAGCAUUAUCACGGAGGCAGGAGGCAGCUAUGAUAGUGGUGGUGAUAAAGAUGAGAUAUGUGAAAUAUACUCUACGUUUUCCUUAA